AUGACCGUCCUGCAGGGUAACGCGCUCCUCACCCCCACUUCUUCCCUCCCUCCUCUCCCCCCUUCUUCCCUCCCUCCUCUCCCCCCUUCCCCCCGGCGCUCCCCCCUUCUGAGCGGAAGCUGCAUGACUGGCCUGCAGGCGCGCCACGCCGUGUACGGGGGAGUGCCGCGCCACCCCGUCGGCAUUGACGUCGGAGGGCGCUCGUCCGCCUCCUUCUCCCCCCUCCCGCCGCCCCACUCGCGCGGCCCCCCCGUUCCGCGCAACCACAGCGCGGACCGCCCCCCGCCGUCUCUCUUCGCGUCGCCGCACGCCACCCCUCCGCGCCCCCCGCAGAUCUCCAAGUCGCUCUCGCAAGGCGCCUCCUCCUCCGCGCUUCAGAAUACUCCCGCCUCCUCCUCCCCCCGCGCGCCCGCGGCCUCCUCUUCUCCGCGCACCUCCCUUUCCGCCGACCCCUCGUCCCUGUCCUUCCGCCCGCGCGCCCUCUCCGCCUCCUUUGCUGGGCGCGGCGGGGCGGGCGCACGGGCAACGCUGUUUGGGCACGAGAUGGCGGAGUGGGGGGACGAGGGCGCGGAGGAGGAAGAGCCCGCGGAGGCAGGCGCAGGGGCAUGGGCGGGAGAGGGAAAGGGCGGAGGGGCGGAGCCAGGGGAGGGCGGAUUCGGCAGCCAGGCGGACACGCCUUACCGCAGGGGCGGGGGGGAGGAGCUCAGUGGCGGAGGGGCGCAGGCAUGGGCGCAGGCUGGCGGGCGGGGGGAGGAGGGCAGUGGGGAGUGGGGGCAGGGCGAGGGGGACGAGGGGGGUGCGCCAGUGGCAACAGGCAGCAGCCCCCCCAACCCCUCCGCCGCGUUUGGCCGCCAGUCCACCCUCCCCCCCCGCCUGCCCCGCCACGCUAGCCCCCUCCAGACGCCCUCCCCGCGCUCUUCCGCCCGAGCAGGCGCGGCGAGGAGGAGGGCGCUGGGGUCUGGCAUGUGGGCGGGGGCAGGGGGGAGCGGGAGGUGGGCGCAGGGGGAGGGGAGCGGCGAGAGGGAAGGGGAGGAAAGGGGAGAGGAGGGAGAGGAGGCGGAAGAAGGGGAGGCGGUGGUGUGGCCGAAGGGGUGGGCGGAGAUAGAUGCAGCAUGGUCAGAGGGGGAUAUGGGCGGGAGCAUGGGCGGAAGUAUGGGGGGGGACAUGGACGGGGGAGUGGCAUGCACCCAGAGCAUGGAUGGCGGGCUUGGCAGCAGCAGGGGCGGGCGGCAGGGCAGCCGAGGGAGCAUGGAUGAGGAGGGGGGGAGGGGAGGCAGUGGGAGGAGACUGAGUAUGAGUGCGAGCAUGAACGCGAGCAUGGGCAUGGGGUUAGGGUUGGGCGGGUUCGGCAGCAGCAGUGGCAGCGGGGGGGGCGUGUCCCCACCACCAGCAUCGGCAUCAUCAGGCGCAUUGGCCCCCUCCAUGUCGCUGCGCCGCCUCUUCUCCCGCCACGCCUCGCCCGCUGCACAGCGCGAGGAGGGCAGCGCUGCACAGCUGGCCAGUGCGGGGUCGGGCAUGGGGGCGGGGCGAGGAGGGGGCGCGGGGGAGGGCGAGGGUGAGAGCAGCGAGGGCGAGGAGGGCAGCGCAGGCACCUUCACCCGCCAGUACACCGCCCCGCCCCGCUGCUCCGCUGCCUCCCAAGGCGACGGUCGCAGUGGGGAGCUUGAACCCCGGGGGAUGAGAGGGGCGGGGGGCAAUGACUGCCACCAGCCUGCUGACCUGGACCGGCAGGGCAGCUUGCCUGCCACGUCAGCAGGCGAGGGUGACGAGAAGGCAAGGGAUGGGAGGGAGGGGAGGGAGGGGAGGGAGGGGAGGGAGGGGAGGGAGGGGAGGGAGGGGAGGGAGGGGAGGGAGGGGGCUCGGGGUAGGGAGCGGCGCAACAUGAACAUGAACAUCAACAUUGGGUCGAAGCUCAAGUCGCUGUGGGAGGCCAAGCCGGGUGCCUCCCCGCGCAGCAGCAUGAGCAACAGCGGCGGCAGUGGGCCUCCCAUGCAGCGCAGCAGCACGGACUCGCGGCGCUCCCCCACGGGCGGGAUGGGGCGAGGGGGCAUGCAGGCGGGAGACGAGGGCGCCACGGAGGGCAAUGAGGCAGCGGGGCUGUUCCGAUCGCACACGAGUGGACGCAUGGGCAGUGGCACAGGCGGGAGUCCAGAGGGAGGCACAUGCGAUGAUGAGAGUGGCAGCGGCAGGCCAGCAGUGCGGCAUGCGUCCAUGGCUUUCCACUUCUCGCCCGCCGUGCUGCCCCCCUCCUCUCGCUCGCCCCGCUCCUCCUCCUUCCACCGCUCGCUCUCCGUGCCUCGCCGCCUGGCUGGAGCUGCAGCCGGCGCAGGAGGGGAAAACGGGGCAGGAUGUAAUGGCGCCGAGGGGGACGAGAGCGAAGAGGGGGUGUUGCAGGGAGAGGACGUGCAGGCAGAUACAGCAGCAGGUGCGCCGCUCUCCCCGUCACCACUAUCCCCCUCGCCACUCUCCCGUUCGCCGCUCUCCCCUGCAGUGUCCAGCAGUCGCCACAUAGCACGCAGCUUUCAGAGUGAGAGGGAAGUGAGAGGCGGGGCCGGCAUGGUGGGCACUCUCGCCACUGGCAGCGCUCCAGGGUCACCCAUGCGGGGGGCAGCAGCCACGCAGGCUGCAGCACGCAUGGCAUCGGUGGCACGCGAUGCAGCGACAGUUGGGAAUGCAGGGGCGGAGGAGGCGAGGGGCAGUGGCAGGGCGGAGGGCGGAGCAGCAGAGGCGCGUGAGGAGUUGGAGAGAGGGGAGGGCAUUGCAGCAGGAGAGGCAGAUGGCAGCCGAUUGGGCAGGGAGAGUGCAGCGAACGGAGAGAGCAGGGGGGCGGAUGGUGGAGCGACGGCGGAGGAGGAGGAGGGGCCAGCGAAGGUGAAGGUGACGCGGCGGCAGUACAUGGAGAUGAAACGCGCUGCAGAGGCCGCUGCUGCCGCUGCAACAGCAGGAGGCAGCAAUGGCGCCCCUCCUCCAGCAGCCGUGCCCACCAUUCCCGCCACCCCGCGGUCGCGCUUCGCUGACGCCCUGCAGAGCCCGCGCCUGCUGCCUGAGUGGCACGGCGGGCGCGGCAUGGGCGCGGGCAGAGGGGCCGGCAGCGUGCUGGAGAGACGCAAGUCGGGGCUGCGAGGCAAGGCGGCGAGAGAUGCCGCCACUGCUGCUGCUGAAAGGGCUUCUAGUGAAGGCGGUGCUGUGGGUAGUAGCGUGCAGGGUGGAGGGGAGGGCAGCCAAGGUGGAGAUGUGGAGGGUAGUGGUGCUGUGAGGCAGGCAGGGAGCGUGGGAGACGCAGGGACACAAGGCGAGGUGGGAGGAGUUGAGGAGGGCGAGGGGGAGGUGGUGAAAGAGGCCAGGGAGGACAGUGGAGCAGUGAGUGCUGACUUGCCAUGCCUGCCGCCUCCUGACGCCCCUCAAGUCGUGCAGUGCCCACACUGCGCGCAAGCCCUCGCCGUGCCGCCCAUGCCGCGGCGGCGCAAGCAGGGAGGCACGCAGAAGCUGCGGUGCGGCGGCUGCCAGCAGGUCUCCACCUUCGCCGCCCCGCCCCUCCCCGCGCACUCCCAACCCUACCAGCCGCCCUUCGCCCCCGCCCACCCCCCCUCCUCACCAUCAGCGUCCCUCAGCCCAUCCCCCAGGUAUCCCCUCGCCUCCCCCUACCGCUCCCUCUCCUCCCCCCUCGCGCGCCUCCCCCCCGCCAUCCCCUCCAGUCCCCGUGGUUCCCCCAGUUCCCCCGGCGCCACGGCCAGGGCGGCCCCCCAGUCCCCCCAGGGUGUUCCAAGAAGCACGAGCCAGGAGAGUGGGUCGAGGGGGGCGGGGGGUGGCUGGCAUGGGCGCGGGCAGGGCGUGGGGAGCAGGCGGGGCGAUGUGACACGAGACCUGUCGCCCCUCAGCGUGCCCUCGCCCCGCCUCGCCCGCGCUCGAGCCAACCCCGCCCCCUCGCCCCUCAAGGCGCACUCAGGUGCGCGCGGGGCAGGCAGGGCGGUGAAUGGCGUGGUGGGGGCGGGGGGAGGAGAGGGGCGGCUGCAGGGAGGUAUGAGCAGCGGUGGGCAGGAGGGAGACGGAGAGGAGGGGGAUGGGGCUGAGGAUGUGGGGGGGCGUGUGAGUGGCAGGGGGGACGAGGGCGAGUGGGGUGGGGGGGCAGAGUGUGGGGAAGAAGGGUGGGAGGGGCAGGAGAGGGAGGGGGAGGGGUGGGUGGGGGAAAGCAUGGGGAGCGAAUGGAGUGGGGGGGCGAGCACGGAGUGGAGUGGGGGAGGGGGCAGCGUGCAGUGGAGUGGUGACAGCGCCAGCGAGUGGACGGGGGAGCGCGGCGGGGCGAGGGAGGGCGAGACGUAUGAGCGGCGAGUGGUGGUGAACGGGGCUGCCAUCAGCGAUGCGGAUGUGCAGCAGGCCGAGCUGCUCGCCGGACCCAUCGACCCCGGCCACUACUGGUGCCCCCCUCCUCCCCCCUCCUCCUCUCUCCCACACCUCCUUCUCCUCCACCUUCCCAAACCUCCUCGAACCUUGCUCUCUCUCACUCCCUUUACCUUGUUCCAUCGUCCCACCCCCUCCUCCGUCUUCCCACCUCCUCUCCCUCUCGCUCUCCCGCAAUUCCUUGUGACACACAAGUCCGUGUGUCCCAGCCGUGCUUGCUCGCUCAGCUUGCCCCACUGUCCCGCGCUGCGCCCCUACACCCCUCCGCAGGUACGACAUGCGAGCUGGCUUCUGGGGAGUCAUGGGUGGACCCAGCCUCGGUAUUCUGCCUGUGAGUUCCGCCUUGCACCUCCCUGCACCCCUCUGCACCUCCCUGCACCUCCCUGCAUCUCCCUGCACCUCUUCACACGUCUGCGCCUCCCUGCACCUCCUCACACCUCUGCACCUCCUUGCACCUCCUCACACCUCUGCACCUACUUGCACCUCCUCACACCUCUGCACCUCCUUGCACCUCCUCACACCUCUGCACCUCCCAGCACCCCUUCACGCCUCUGCACCUCCCUGCCCUGCACCUCCCUGCAUCUCUCUGCACCUCCCUUCACCUCCCUGCACCUCCUCACACCUCUGCACCUCCCAGCACCUCCUCACACCUCUGCACCUCCCAGCACCCCUUCACGCCUCUGCACCUCCCUGCAUCUCUCUGCACCUCCCUUCACCUCCCUGCACCUCCUCACACCUCUGCACCUCCCAGCACCUCUUCACGCCUCUGCACCUCCCUGCUCUCCUGCAUCAUUCAUGCACUACACAAGUUGGUUCUAUUCAUUCACACCUUCACACACUCGUCCUUGCUGGUCCCACCGCACGUGCCACCUCCCCUUCCAACCCUUCAACUCGGAUCUUUCCUUCCCUCCCCCCUUCUUCACCACCUGGUCUCCCCCUUCCCUUUCUCACCCCCUUUUCCCCAUUCACCCCGCCAAUCCCAUCUGCCCCUACACCCCCACCCCUCCGCCCCCAGGCGAACAUACCGCAGCUGAGGGAGCCAAUGAGGCGGGACUGUGCGGGGGGGCGCACGCGGGUGCUGGUGAACGGGCGCGAGCUGUGCCAGCGGGACCUGGCGCCGCUCACACGGCGGGGCAUGCCGGGGGCAGCGCAGCGGCACUACACUCUGGACGCGUCGGGGCACCUGCGCGAUGCCGCCUCCUCCGCCCUCGUCUCCCACCUCGGCCACCUCGCCCCCUCGUAUGCCUCUUCCUGCUGCCUCCUAUGCCCCUGCCUGCUCUGGCCUAUUCCCCUGCCUGCUCUGUCCUAUUCCCCUGCCUGCUCUGGCCUAUUCCCCUGCCUGCUCUGGCCUAUUCCCCUGCCUGCUCUGGCCUAUUCCCCUGCCUGCUCUGGCCUAUUCCCCUGCCUGCUCUGUCCUAUUCCCCUGCCUGCUCUGGCCUAUUCCCCUGCCUGCUCUGGCCUAUUCCCCUGCCUGCUCUGGCCUAUUCCCCUGCCUGCUCUGUCCUAUUCCCCUGCCUGCUCUGGCCUAUUCCCGUGCCUGCUCUGGCCUAUUCCCCUGCCUGCUCUGGCCUAUUCCCCUGCCUGCUCUGGCCUAUUCCCCUGCCUGCUCUGUCCUAUUCCCCUGCCUGCUCUGGCCUAUUCCCCUGCCUGCUCUGUCCUAUUCCCCUGCCUGCUCUGGCCUAUUCCCCUGCCUACUCUGGCCUAUUCCCCUGCCUGCUCUGUCCUAUUCCCCUGCCUGCUCUGUCCUAUUCCCCUGCCUGCUCUGUCCUAUUCCCGUGCCUGCUCUGUCCUAUUUCCGUGCCUGCUCUGUCCUAUUCCCGUGCCUGCUCUGUCCUAUUUCCGUGCCUGCUCUGUCCUAUUCCCGUGCCUGCUCUGUCCUAUUCCCGUGCCUGCUCUGUCCUAUUCCCGUGCCUGCUCUGUCCUAUUCCCGUGCCUGCUCUGUCCUAUUCCCGUGCCUGCUCUGUCCUAUUCCCGUGCCUGCUCUGUCCUAUUCCCGUGCCUGCUCUGUCCUAUUCCCCUGCCUGCUCUGUCCUAUUCCCGUGCCUGCUCUGUCCUAUUCCCGUGCCUGCUCUGUCCUAUUCCCGUGCCUGCUCUGUCCUAUUCCCGUGCCUGCUCUGUCCCAUGCCUCCCUCCUUGCUCCCUCGUAUGGCCACCUCGUAUAAACGUGUCGAGGCCAACCAACUAGAACGAGAAUGCUGA
This is a messenger RNA of Closterium sp. NIES-65, 6597 nucleotides long. The record is from the annotation of a GenBank genome assembly. NCBI's taxonomy places the organism in Eukaryota, Viridiplantae, Streptophyta, Zygnematophyceae, Desmidiales, Closteriaceae.